Molecule: messenger RNA, 8141 nt
Organism: Betta splendens (Siamese fighting fish)
Lineage: Eukaryota; Metazoa; Chordata; Actinopteri; Anabantiformes; Osphronemidae
Gene: capn5b
Product: calpain 5b
Exons: 14
Coding region: 451-2379 (642 amino acids)
Biological process (GO): proteolysis
Cellular component (GO): cytoplasm
Molecular function (GO): calcium-dependent cysteine-type endopeptidase activity
Source: RefSeq, a predicted model, not a curated record
AUGUUUCCUUUAAAUUUGUACUCUAAAUAAUAUAAUAAUUUAUUGUUAAACAAAAAAUGUAAAUUUUCGUCAAAACUGCAGUUUACGAACAUCUAUGUACAGUAAUUUGAUACUUUACCAGCUAACUUGACUUUAACAAACUAGCAUUAGCAACGCUGACUAGCAUCACAGCUACUUGGUUAGCUAUAAUUGCAGCCUAAUUAUGGGUCAAGAUAAGCUGGCAGUGGAGAGGACGUAGUUUUCUGCUCGCCCCCCUCCUCAUCCGCUCCUCGGCAGCUUGACGCUGCUCGGACGAGAUGAAGAGGGGAGAGAGGCGCUCCAGCAGCGGACCGGAGAGAGCGCGGUGAGGAAACCCAGCAGCCCCAAGAGAGUGAGCCCGGCUGGACCCCGGAGGAGGACCCCGGAGAGAGCCACGCUGCCACGGGAGAGGCCUCCGUUCAGGGCUGCAGUAUGUUCACUUCAGUGAAGGCCUUUGAGGGGCAGCAGUACUCCACCCUAAAGAGGCAGUGCUUGCAGAGUGGCCUGCUCUUUGAGGACCCCCGCUUCCCGGCCACAGACGACUCCCUUUUCCACCAAGGCAACAGAAUUGGACGUGUGGUCUGGAAGAGACCUCGGGAGCUGUGUGAGGACCCUCAUCUGUUUGUAGAUGGCAUUAGUGCACAUGACCUCCACCAGGGACAGCUGGGCAACUGCUGGUUUGUGGCGGCAUGCUCCAGUCUGGCCUCCAGAGAGUCUCUGUGGCAAAAGGUCAUUCCGGACUGGAAGGAGCAGGAGUGGGACACGGAGAAACCUGAUUCGUACGCCGGGAUUUUCCACUUUCGCUUCUGGCGCUUUGGAGAGUGGGUGGAUGUUGUGAUUGAUGACCGGCUACCGACAGUGGACAACCAGCUGGUGUACUGCCACUCCAAUGACAGCAAUGAGUUCUGGAGUGCCCUGGUUGAGAAGGCCUAUGCUAAGGUUUACGGCUGCUACGAGGCCUUGGACGGGGGAAACACGGCCGAUGCGCUGGUGGACUUCACCGGCGGCGUCUCAGAGCCCGUGGACCUACUCGAGGGUCAGAUGGCUACCGACGAAGUGGCCCGAAACCAGCUGUUCGAAAGGGUCCUCAAAGUCCACAACAGGGACGGCCUCAUCAGCUGCUCCAUCAGGGCGACCACCAUAGAGGACAUGGAGGCUCGACUGGACUGCGGACUGGUGAAGGGCCAUGCCUACGCGGUGACGGAUGUCCGGAAAGUGCGGCUAGGCCACGGACUGUUGGCAUUUUUCAAAUCAGAGAAGCUGCACAUGAUCCGCAUGAGGAACCCCUGGGGAGAGAAGGAGUGGAGCGGCCCUUGGAGUGACAGUUCAGAGGAGUGGAACAAGGUGAGCAAAAGCGAGAGAGAGAAGCUGGGCGUCACCGUGCAGGACGAUGGCGAGUUCUGGAUGACAUUUGACGACUUCUGUCAGUACUUCACUGACCUGAUCCUGUGCCGCCUCAUUAACACCUCCUACCUGAGCAUCCAUAAAACCUGGGAGGAGGAGGUGAUGAGGGGCUCCUGGGUCCACCGCCAGGACCCCCUCCGCAACCGAUCUGGGGGCUGCAUCAACCACAAGGCCACCUUCCUGCAGAACCCCCAGUAUGUGUUCGAUGUGAAGAAGGUGGAGGACGAGGUUCUGAUCUGUUUACAGCAGAAAGAAAAGAGAGCCACACCCAAAGAGGGCAAAGGGGAAAACCUCGCCAUAGGCUUUGAUAUCCACAGGGUGGAGCUAAACCGGAAGUAUCGUAUGCACUCAGCCCAGCAGAAAGUAGCGGGCUCAAUCUACAUCAACUCCCGCUGCGUGUUCCUCAGGAAGGAGCUGAAGGAGGGCCGCUACGUUAUCAUUCCCACGACCUUUGACCCCGGGCAGCAGGGCGACUUCCUGCUUCGUGUCUUCACUGAUGUGCCUUCAGAUUGCAAAGAGCUGACUCUGGAUGAGCCUCCUCAGACGUGUUGGACGGGGAUGUGUGGCUACCCUCAGCUGGUCUCUCAGGUCCAUGUACUGAACGCUGAGGGUCUGCAGGGACAGGACUCCAACGGAGCUGUAGAUCCCUACGUGAUCAUCACCUGUGACGGAGAGAGGGUUCGUUCGCCCGUUCACAAGGACACGCGGUGCCCGAACUUUGACAUCAAAGGCUUAUUCUACCGCAAGAAACCCAAGGAGGGCAUCCACAUUGAGAUCUACAACAAGAACAUGAUCAUGGACACCUUCCUGGGUCAGGUGAUACUGUUCAGCGACCCCAACGAGCGCCAGGAGCAGCACACGCUCCACCUCCGCGACAAGGGCAACCGCCAGGACAACGACCUUCCAGGCACGCUCACUGUGCGCCUCAUCACCUCCACAAUCCUCACCCACAUCUGAUGCAAACCUGUAGAGGGUCACGAUCCACGCCGAGCGCGGCGUUCAGGCUAGGUCGCCGUUCAUCAUUCAAGCUCACUGUCUCCUUUUUCCCCACUCUUACGUCUCUUUUUCAUCCACUUCAGGUUUUAAACCUCAUUUGUUGGUUCGUGAAGGCUUUAAAGAGUCGUUCUGUUAAAAAAAAAGUAUUUAAGGAUUUUAUUGCCUCUUUAACUACAUUCCUGCCGACAUUGUCUAUUUAGUGUUUGCCUAACAUUUAUUCUUUAAAUACAUUUGCUUUUCUAGGUUUUGUAGCUAGAGUCUCCAAAUCAGCAGACAUGACACCAAUGAGUCACAGCUGAACUUAUUACCUGAUCAGUUACGCUUUGGGCGGAUAUUGGCAGUUUAUCUACUUUACGAAUCAGUUUAAUUUCUCCAUAUUACAAUAUUCACACACAUACAUGCACCUACAACACACAUGUAGACCUUUCUGCACUCGCCAUGCAUGUGCCAAUGUUCCCAAGGGCUAUGCAUUGCCUUAAGGCUGAGUCUGUCUCUCCACCUUGAUGAGACGGGGGAGGGGCGGGUUUUUAUGUUAGGUACUCCAUCUUCUCCAUCGGCGACAGCCUCCACCUGUGUUCCCUAAAAUGCUUGAAAUAAGCAUCACAUCCCAUUUUCGUCCUCUACUAUGAACUGUCAUAAUGAAUACUCUUACUUUUAUAUGUGUGGAUGACCCCCCCCCCCCCCCCCCCCAGUCGGCCCACCCAGACACCUCAAGUCUUCACCAGUUUGCCGGUGCUUUGGAGAGCAUGCAGCACUGUCUGUGACUUUUUCCUGUGGACUUUACAAACGAAAGCCAACAGCAGCUAAUCAUUGCCUCUCCUGAAAGCUUUUCCUGUGUUGUUUUUUAUUUUUUUUUUUCUGUCAGCGCGGUCGUGUGAAUUUUUGCCUCUCGUCUUCCACCAUCGGUACUGUUUGACACUCCUUGGGACACUUUGUGCCGGUUGCUAUGGACGAUCUUCAAGCUGCAUGGCUUUUUACGAAAACUAAACUCUGCCUGUGCUGCACAUCUCUGUAGUCGUAGCUUAGCAGCCGGUGCGUUCGACAGUGUUACCUUUUACUCCUGUGAUUCCUCCAUGUGUGCACAUUUCAAGUCAAGGGGAGUGCAAAGAUUCACCCCAACAUAAAUUAAGUGCUUUAAGGGACCAAAACUGAGCCAGGCCCUUUGCUCUCUUAGUCCCUUAUGAGCUGGCCUGACCAGGCCUGGCCCAGGCCCACCUAUAAACCACCACCCCCUGUGCCACAUCGUCUCUUAAUGGCAACACCACUGCCUGACGCUUCCUCUGACUUGAGUCUGUUGGUCCCGGCCAAAGAUUCAUGCCACGUGACCCCAAGAGACAGCAGCCGUGCUCCUGCUGUUGGCACAGAACAGGCAUUAGUGGGUUUGUGUAUGCAUGAGUGUGAGCGUGUGUGAGUUUGGAUGGUGUUCAAAGUGGGAGUGCCUGGGAAUGCUUGGGUGAUUGUGUGUUUGUCUGUUGAUCCUUGUUGAAUCUGGAGGAAAAUUAUGAGUAAAGGUGUGGACUGAAAGGAAAUGAGCCCUUUAGGGAGAACACACCUGGCACUUUAUUCCAAUUUAAAUGGUAGUAAAAAAAGCAAAAGAUCUUUAAGGAUGAGCGGAGGAGACAUCCUGCCAAACAACCUGUGCCAUCGCCUCGGUCCCGGCUCCGCAGCAGGAAGACUAUGUCGACCCUGGGACGAGCUGCUGAGCAGAUGCAGAGGACUUCCAGAUGGCUUUUGCACGUUGAACCAACACUGGUACAAUGUAAUCUGUGUCUGAUGAGCUGUGGCAUUUAUUGCGUAGACCCUGUUGCCAUCCAGUUUUGACCUUUCAGCACAUAGUGAGCGUUUGGUGAAGAGACUUCGCAGCUUGUGUGGAUUACUUACACUAUUUAUAUUUUAAGAAGUGCAAUAUCAUGGAAAAGAGUUAUCAUUCCAGGUUUUAUUGACUUUGUCUUUGUCUCCCUGUGUCAAAACAUUUUUAAAAUGUAAGUUACAGUCAUUAUACAAUUCCUUUGAAUGUAAGACAGAUAGUUAGUGGUCUUAAUAUCAGACAAACUAAGUCUGUGUUUCCUGUUUUGUUUUGUUUUGUUUUUAUAUGUCUUCUUCCAUUACUUGAACUGUCACAUAUGGCAUUUAAUUGAUCACACACCUUUGUGUACAGCAUCUUUAUAACUGUGUCUUGCAUGACGUUCUUUUCCAAUAUGUUCAUGGCCUUGUAUUGUACUGUUGAAUUGUUACUCUCUAUAUAUUUAUUCUUUCUAUCUAUCUCCAAAGUCUUGGAAAUGCUAGUGUUGAGCAGUCAGCAUGUCUACACUAAAUGCACCACACCAGUCUAAUCAUAUCAGCCAGUUUGAAACAGUUACAUCUUGUAGGCGACGCGUUCAUAAUCUGCCUUUAGAACCUGUAAACAUUAGCAGCAGUUGUUAACUACUAUUUUAGGUGCUAUUUAUCUUCUCUGUGCUCUUUUGUGUUGUUGGUUUUUCACAGUGCAGCCAAUGAGGGUUAGGCAACGUACAGCGAAACCUGCAGCAUUAGCUUGCAGCCAGCCAGUGUGAGGAGAUAGUGCCAAGCAGAGGUGUUUGACCGCGGUAGCAUGUGCCUGGAUUGCUGCUGGUUUUUAUUUGCAGACAGAAACCGUUCUCUCCCCCUCGCUAAGCACAGUUGAAGUGCCCUUGUGCAAGGCAGUGAAGUCCUAACUCCUCCAGUGGAGAAUCCAAAUAGUCAGCGAUUGGCCAUAACUGGCCAUAAUCCUCCCUGGCCAGUAGUAGUUACCAAAUCAGUUUGUACUGGUUGAACGGGGUUUACUGGAGGUCUCAUAGCGAGGCUUCACUUGCCAAAGUCAUAGGUAGUUACAUGAAUUUACUGAAAUUGACAAUUCAGGGUUGGCACUGGCUCCAAUUUGUGCCUCUCAUGCAUCACCAUUACGCGUGUGUUACAGACAUACAGUAAGCAUUAAACUGUCCAGGAAACAAAUGCAAAAGGUGUUUCCAGAAUCUCAAAGGUUCUGAUGAAAACCAUUGUAAUCAGCUUUUUCUGAGUUUCUUAACUUAGUCUCCCCAAUCUGUGUAGUACCUGGUUACCAUGUACUUGUUUUGUGCUUGCGGACUGUAAAAUCUGUAAAAUAACAACCCACAACAUAACAAUUCAGUUUAACUAAUUGGACUGUUAAAGACCCAGUUAACAACUUAAUAUUAUAAACACUAGUAUUUGGGCAAAUAACCACUGGAUGGCACUUUCAUGAAUGCAGUAUCUAAUCUGCAGUGUUUAAAGUGCCAUUUGUGUAGAUAUAGAACUGUAGACGAGUGUUUGUUUUGUAUAUUUUGAGUGGAUCAUUGUAAAUGUGCUGUUCUUGGUUUUAGACACCUUUCAGAAAGAACGAAACAAAAUGUUGAGCCAAAUCCUUAGCCACUAAACACAAACCAACAUCUGUUCAUGUUCAUUCAGUAGAUGUGCAUGUGGCCAUUACUAGAGGAGGCUGUUACAUAUUCAAGCCCAUGCAUUCAUGUGUUCAUGCAUUGUACAGUGUGAAUGAAUGUUCACUUAUAAUCACCAAAACACCUGUCACAUCCGACCUUAACUGUGCUAACUAAUAACUGCUCGAAUGCUUGGAGGCAACCAUUAAACCUACCUACAGUAUCAUCACCACGUUAGUCUCAUUGCAUGCGGACAACAGCAUGUAGUUCAAAGCCCACAGGGUUGUAAAAUCUUUAAUAUGCAAGGAAAACAUCUGUCUGCUUGGCUUAUGCCUCCUGUGGACAUCAAGGUUCAGGCGCAAUUCAUAUUCAUGAAUGUGCCAAGUUAUGGUUAUUUGGUACUAAAAUGUUUCCUUUGGUCAAUGGAAAUUUGAUUUUAAGCUGUUUCUCUUCAAUAAGAAGCCAAAUUAAGCGUGUGAAACUUUAAGAUCUUCCUCUUCUUGCGACUCCCCAUGUGUCACAGCGUGUGCCAAAAAAAGAGACGCUCCACUCGCAACCCCGGUCAAAUUUCCCACAUCGUUCCUUGUAACAUGUUUUGUUUCUCGUCUCGACUGUGAUGCACUUCCCACCGUGCUGUCGUUGUUGCACUUUCACCUGCCAAACCGACGUUACAGCUUUCACUGUUACACCUGCAGUACAGUACGCAGACACGCACAGACCUUCGCUGGUAUUCUCCGCAUCCGCACGGCCAAAGCAGACGAUAGGAACGUGAAAACCUUUAGGACGAAGCUGAACCGUUCACUCUUUUGUACAAAUCCAGAAAUGCCAGUGCAUGUAGCAAAACUGCUUUGGGUCUGCUCGCACCAAUGCCACUUACAGAAUCUGUAUUUUUGGUCCUCGGAGUAUUAAAACAUAAUCCACUGCUGCUACUUUGUUAAACAUACUGUGUGAAGUACAAAGCUUCUGUUGCACAAUUGCAUGUACCACAGUAUCCAGUUUUAUAAUAUUUUGUAUUCAGUAACCUGCAGUAUACAGUAUGUAUAUAAAAGUAGCAGCAAUUUGACCUAAUAUUUAUAAUUGGCGUCCAUGUUUUGAUGGAUGUAUUGCAGUACAUUUAUUUAAAGUACAAUGUUCUUGUUCUUUUCAGUACUCACUUCUUUGCACCUCAUUCUUAGGCCCACGAUGUCUUGCAUGAAUUAUGGACUUCCAGUUAUUAAGUGAGACAGAGGGGUGAGCUGCCGGUGCUAGCUGCUGUAGAACAGGGGGGAUAUGAGAUGUGGGAACACAGCCUGCCUGUAAAAGGACGUCAUUUUGGAGAAUGUUGUAAUGUUUUAUCACCUUCUUGGGGGAAAAAAUGAGCCGAUCACGCACAACACUGUGUUCUGAGUGAAAAAUGAAUAUUGGUUGGGUUGGCGUAGCCCAGAGGUGCCUUGGACCUGUGUAAAUGAAGCAGCACUUCUUUCUAUAUAGCCUCAAAUACCAGAGGUUUGCUUUGAUUUCACUCUGUUGGGACAGAGCUACAUUUGUCAUCUCUGCCACCCGUCUAUUAUUCUGUUUUUAUCUCUGAAAAGCAGACGUAGCACUAACUUUGGUAAAAAAAAAAUAAAGCUCCAUAAUUGACACAAGGCAUGAUGGGAAUAUGAAUGAGGCGGGUAAAUGGAGGAACUAUGUGGCCGGUGGGGUGCUGAACAUGACUUUCUUGUUACUGGAGGAUUUCUUUUUGUGAACACUUUAAGACUGAGGCUCGCUUCUCUGUGGCUCCUGAAGCCUCAGCGAGCUGCACACCGCUGCAUGUGUCUCCACGACGAGACGCUUGUCUCCAGAAAGCUUUCACACGGUACCAUGUUUAUCCCAAUGACAGCAUCGCGUAGAACGUGUUGAAUUGGACUUCUUGAUAUUUCUAUUUGACACUGAGUCAAGGAAUGAGCUUGUGAUUCUUCGUGUAUUUUUCUGCUGAUGUUUAUGAACUGGACACUGGAAUACCUACUGCAUGGUGAUACUUCUAGAAGAUGCUACAGUCUUUAUAAUAAGUAUCUUUUAUAACCUUGUUAAUUUUAUAUAUUCACUUUACCUUCCGAACUGGUAUGUUUACUGAUAGCUACUGUAGGUAUCAGAGAGCUGUGCUGUAUCUUCUGUGCUGUGCGCUUGUCGGUGUGGGCUGUCCUUUCGUUGACUUUUAUUGUUUUUCAAUGCGCGUUGGUUGAAUUGGUUUCUCGGUUACACUGUGGUUAUUUUAUAGCUACAAUUGGAUUUUUUUACUUUGUAUUUAAUGUCAAUUUGUGGCAUGACUUUAAAAUAAAACCAAAAAACGUU